Molecule: messenger RNA, 508 nt
Organism: Vigna umbellata (rice bean)
Lineage: Eukaryota; Viridiplantae; Streptophyta; Magnoliopsida; Fabales; Fabaceae
Molecular function (GO): DNA-binding transcription factor activity; DNA binding
Source: RefSeq, a predicted model, not a curated record
CCUUGGACACACAGAAAACAUUCCAUGGUUGAUGCUGCUUUCAUAUUAGAUGCAAAAGAAGUCUUAUUCAUUUGUAUUUAUAUAUAUAUAUGUGCAUAUAUUCUUCCUUUAAGGUUCUCUUGUUGCUGCUUCUGCACGACGUGAAAGUGAAGAACAUGAAGAAUUCUAAGAAAACGGGUGUACGGAAAUACCAAAAAUCAGAAAAUCCACGUCUGCGAUGGACACCUGAACUCCAUGAAUACUUUGUAGAAGUUGUGGAAGGUCUUGGUGGAAAAAACAAGGCAACUCCAAAGAGCAUUCUGCAGAUGAUGCAUGUGAAAGGACUAAGAAUCUCUCACAUUAAAAGCCAUCUUCAGAUGUACAGGAACCUGAAGGGGCAUACGAUUCUCUCAUCAAUGCAUCAGGAGAUGGAAGGGAAUGAAGAUGGUAAAGAUCUUCCAAUGUGCUCCAAUUGUUCAUCCCAAAGGUAAUAUAAUUCAUGCAAAUCAUUUCAACCCUAUUGAAAAUA